UUUAUUAAUGCUGCAUUCUAUGCGAAGAUACCGUUAAAGGAAGAAGCAAAAUUGUUACUAUUAACUUUUCAAUAACACAUGUGCAGAAAUGUCAGAUAAAAACAAGAGAAAAUCUCGUCGAGUGUAUUUCGCUAAGGAAAAAAGUAUGAAACAAGCUGUUGAAUUUGUACAAAAUAGACUAAGUAAUAAUAAGCGAAGUUGGGAUAACGAAAACUACGAAAAGAAUCACAAAAUAAAACAGCAUUGCACAAGUACGUCAUUACUAAGGAUAUCGGAUUACGUGUCUUUUACAGGAUUUUCUAAAAGCUUAUUUAUGUUAGAGAUUAGGUCACAUUUAGGAAAACAAAACUGGAAGCAUAUACAACAUUUAUAUCCACUCCUAUUAGAUUAUUCUAACGAAAUUGAGUAUUUAAUCUGGCGUUACGCAUUAAUUAUUUUUUUGUAUAGCCCUAAUAGCGAUUCAUCCAACUUGCAACAAUUUUUAGAAAUUUGUAUUGGUAAUCACAGACUGAAUGAUAGAAAAGAAUUGGAAAGAUUAUUACUAUUAGAAUGUAGGAAUUUGAUCAAUUCAUAAAUAAAAGUAUUGACCGAAAA
Messenger RNA from Polistes canadensis, 594 nucleotides. RefSeq lists its product as uncharacterized. NCBI's taxonomy places the organism in Eukaryota, Metazoa, Arthropoda, Insecta, Hymenoptera, Vespidae. The coding region runs from base 89 to 574 and encodes 161 amino acids. The transcript has 2 exons. The record is from RefSeq and is a predicted model, not a curated record.